AUGGGUCCUCUGGACUGUGAAGCUGGGAUGGGUGGGGAGACUCUUCUUAGGGCCCCUGUGCAGCCCGCACUCUCACCCACCAGGAGCCUUCAGUGUUACAUCCCCAAACCAUCUCUAUGCCCCCUCAAAGGGGCCAAUAUAAAGAAGAAAGGAAGAGGAAGGAACUCAACUAUUGCUUCAGAAGUGAGGGGAGUUAGACUGAAACCACUUCCAACCAGACUUACAGGUGCCAAGCAAAGGAUACACAUGUUCUUUGAAACAUUAACAACGUUUCUGAAAUUUUGGGGACAACUGCCUUUUUCUAUGUCAUGUAGCCUGUGA
Rangifer tarandus platyrhynchus (Svalbard reindeer) is the source of this 321-nucleotide messenger RNA. The record is from the annotation of a GenBank genome assembly. NCBI's taxonomy places the organism in Eukaryota, Metazoa, Chordata, Mammalia, Artiodactyla, Cervidae.